Molecule: messenger RNA, 2041 nt
Organism: Tigriopus californicus
Lineage: Eukaryota; Metazoa; Arthropoda; Copepoda; Harpacticoida; Harpacticidae
Product: RNA-binding protein 28-like
Exons: 1
Coding region: 52-1926 (624 amino acids)
Molecular function (GO): RNA binding
Source: RefSeq, a predicted model, not a curated record
UGUAUACUUACUUUGUUUACAUUCUCCGAAUACACAUGUUUCAAAACGCACAUGGCGACCACCAAGGAUGACAAACGGGGGCCGGCGGCUUCAGCCCCGGCUUCUGCCGGGUCCCGCGCCCAUUCACGGCAAGCCUUUGCCCAAUUGGAGGAGAACCGUCAAUUUGCGCACAAACGCAAGGCUCGCUUGAUCGUGCGCAACAUCUCGUUCAAGACCGUGGAGUCGGAUCUGGAGCAACAUUUUGCCCAAUUCCAGGGCCAAGUGGUCGAGGCUAAGAUCUUGAAGAAACCCGAUGGCAAGAUGGUCGGUUGUGCCUUUGUUCAAAUGGCCAGUGUGGCUCAAGCGGCCAAAGUCAUCAAGGAACUGAAUGGAAAACCCAUGUUGGGACGACCCGUAGCCGUGGAUUGGGCGGUCGACAAGCGUACUUUCCAAGAGCGAGGCCCCGCCCCUAUCCCGACCCCAGUGGCCUGUCAAGACGAGCCCGAUGAAAAGCCCAUCAAGGUUGAAAUCAAAGACGAACCUGAAGAAGCUGAAGAAAUGAAAAAUGAAGAGGAAGACGAUGACAAUGAUGAGGGCAAUUCUGAAGAUGAUAAUGAAGAAGAUGAAGACAGUGGCGAAGAAAGAGAGGCCAAACCCUGGCAUGGCUUGUCUCACGGUCACGACAUCAAUGAGAACAAAACGGUUUUCUUGCGCAAUUUGAGCUUUGAUUCAGAUGAGAUGGGAUUACGUGAGUUGAUGGAGACAGAAUUUGGGGCCGUCAUUUUUGUUAAACUAGUCAUCGACAAGAUGACCGAGAACCCCAAAGGCACGGCCUUCGUCAAAUUUCAUAACCCUGAACACGCUGAGAAGCUUCUCGCAAUGUCUGACACUCCGGAUGGCAUUCAUCUCGAUGGACGUCGCAUUUUCGCUGUAAAAGCCUUAGCGAAGGACAACGUGGACCAAGUACAGAAGGAAAAGAAAGCGAAGGAGAAGAAGGAUACGCGGAACCUUCAUUUAGCGGUCGAGGGUCUUAUUCGCAAAGGAACUCGAGCCGCUCAAGGCGUUUCUGAGGCCGAUAUGACCAAACGCACGCAAGUGGAUCGAUGGAAAAGAGGCAUUCUCAAGGAUCUCAAUAUGUUCGUAUCUCCUUUCCGAUUGUGUGUUCGGAAUCUGCCGCCGGAUUUUUCCGACAUGAAGCUCAAAAAGUUGUUCGUUAAACAUGCAACGCCCAAAGCUGGCAUUACGGAAUCCAAAAUUAUUCGAGACAUGACAAAAUUAGAUAAGGACGGGUUAGGUAAGAGCAAGGGAUACGGGUUCGUCACCUUCAAGUCGCAUGAGGACGCCUUAAACGCACUCCGGAAAGUGAACAACAAUCCGAAAUGUUUCCUGAAAGAUGCCCGACCCAUUGUGGAGUUUUCGGUCGAAAACCGAAAGGCUGUCAACGCUCGAGAAAAGCGUCUCCAGAAGAGUCGCGAUAAUAACCCAUUGUACCAUAAAAAUCAGGAUGGCAGUGGUGGCAAAUUGCAAUUCAAGAAGAAGAACAAGAAAGAUGUGCUCGAGGAUAAAGAGGAGUUUAUGGGAUCUAUUCAUGAUCCGAAGCAACGAAACCUGCCUUCUCAUACCGGCGAAAAGAUUCGACACAAUCGGAAAGCGGCACCAAUUUCGAGGAAGGAUAUCAAGAAGAUGGAAAAAGACAAGAAAAAUCCUAAAAAGAGGAAAAUCCGAACUAUUGUCGAAGACAAACCCACAUUCAAUGAGCACAGCCAAGCUCAGACCGAUGACGGACAGCCGAAGGCCAAGAAGGCCAAAAAGAACAAGAAAGGAAAAGGGAAAAAGCCUGCAGAUGCCAAGGACGAGAAACAAUUCGAUUCGUUGGUCAACCAAUAUCGAGCCAAGUUAAACUCAGCCGCGUCUAACGUCGAAACAAAAAGGAAAUGGUUUGAUUAAAUGCCAGCUAGAUCACGUAUAAUAACAUUGAAAAUAUAGUUCAAAAGUUUCCUCAUGCAGAUUUCCAUUCAACCAUUUGUUGAUUCAAUCAUGAGUUAUGUUUGUUUCAGAUAAA